AUGACAUUAACGAUAAAAAUGACAUUAACGAUGAAAGUAACGCUGGGAAUCUUGAGAACAUCAACACUUCAGACGCUCCAACAGCCAUACAAUCUGCCCUCUGAAAACAUCAGAACACCACGCAACUUAUGUCACGCCAUCUUCCUCCUCUGCCUACAUACCGUUACUGAAUUUGACUCACCCUCAGCUACAGCGACGACGACUACAACGACGACAACAACUUCGUCAACAACAACAACAACCUUCAAAUCCAACCUGACGGACUACUGCCCUUACGACUACUUCACAGCAACCUGUCCGGAAGACAGUCUGAUCAUUAUGACGGAAGCGAACUACGGAAGAAUGCGACAGGGACUCUGCAUCAACGAGCACAGCAUCGGCUGCACAGCGGACAUCAUCAAUUACAUGGAUUCCAUCUGUUCCGGCAAACCCAAAUGUCAAGUGGGAGUCUCGGAUCAUUCCAUGCACCGUCUGCAGACUUGCGCUAAGGAUAUGCUAAGCUACUUGCAGGCUUCCUAUAUUUGUGUUUAUGGCUACCUGGCUUCCUACUACACCCACAAAAUGGGGCAGGGCACCGAGGCCUGUCCCUGGAAGAUUGAGGUCAAACCAGGUCAACAAAUUCAGCUGGUUCUUCUUGAUUUUUCCAUCGCCAAUCGCUACAAAACAGAUAUGCGUGAGGUGAACAUAAACAACAACAACCACAACAACCAUCAUCAUCAUCUCCAACACUUAAGCAGCAACAACAUCAACAACAUCGAUGACAACAAUCAUGAUCACAACCAGCGUCAUCAACAUCCAAUCGUAAGCGACUACUGCCAUGUUUACGCUCACGUAGUUGAACCCGAAAUAACGAGCGGCGCCGACCGGAAAUGGAACGUCUGUGCCGGAAGUAGUCGUUCCAGUGUUGUUUACACGUCACGCACGAAUCGAGUUUUAGUGGAAGUAUCGGAAUAUGUGGUGGUUGAGAGGCAGAUCAACUUUAUGAUCAAGUACAAAAGUACGUCUCUGUCUGCGUCUGUGCCUGCUUGA
Messenger RNA from Helobdella robusta, 1029 nucleotides. RefSeq lists its product as hypothetical. The transcript has 3 exons. Gene Ontology annotation, molecular function: carbohydrate binding. The coding region runs from base 1 to 1029 and encodes 342 amino acids. The record is from RefSeq and is a predicted model, not a curated record. NCBI's taxonomy places the organism in Eukaryota, Metazoa, Annelida, Clitellata, Rhynchobdellida, Glossiphoniidae.